Messenger RNA from Phytomonas sp. Hart1, 900 nucleotides. The record is from the annotation of a GenBank genome assembly. NCBI's taxonomy places the organism in Eukaryota, Euglenozoa, Kinetoplastea, Trypanosomatida, Trypanosomatidae.
AUGGUAUUAACUGCUGAGGCUGAAGGUCGACUAAAGCCUGGUUCCGUUUUGGUGGAGCCGACCAGUGGUAAUACUGGCGUUGGACUUUCCAUGGCUGCUGCGGUGCGUGGCUAUGGAAUGGUCAUCACCAUGUCAGAGAAGAUGUCCCAAGAGAAGGAGGUGACAAUGACUGCGCUAGGCGCGAAAGUUAUUCGGACACCGAUGACUCUGCCGUCGGACCACCCUGACAGUCUUUUCGGUCUCGCGAAUCGUCUUGUGAAGGAGAAAGGCUACGUCAUGCUCGACCAGUACAAUAAUUCAGCCAACCCUCAAGCACACUACGACGGCACUGCGAUGGAGAUCUACGAUCAGUGUGAUGGGAAGGUCGAUAUGGUUGUGAGCGCCGCUGGUACUGGUGGCACUAUAACGGGCAUUUCCCAACGACUCAAGGAGCUACUCCCGAACGUCACGAUUGUUGGCGUCGACCCCGUUGGAAGCAUUCUCGCGGACCCCGAGCACGAUAAGGUGUCCUCAUACAUGGUCGAGGGUAUCGGCUAUGAUUUCGUUCCGAAGGUUUGUGAGCGCGAUCGUGUAGAUCGCUGGGUUAAAGUUAAUGAUAAGGAGAGCUUUGACCUCGCCUUGGAACUGAACUCUCUUGAGGGACUGAUGGUGGGGGGCAGCAGCGGAUCUGCGUUUUCGGGCGUGUUGAAAGCAGCCAAGGACCUUCGUGAAGACCAGCGCUGUGUUGUCAUCCUACCAGACACUCUCCGCAAUUACUUGGGUAAAUUUGCCGACAAAAAUUGGAUGAUCGAACACGGUCUUCUGGAAGGUGAGGUGACCCGACCGAGCUACGAGGUACUGGAAAACCAGGUUGACGAGUUGAAGAAGCGUCUUGCCAAAUACGAGACUCCGUCAGAGUGA